UAUAGCUCCAGGCCCCGCCCCCGAGCUGCGAUUGGCUUUCUGGAGACCGGGGGCGGGGCCAUGCGGACACAGCUUCCGGCGGAAACGUGGACUCGAAGCCGACUGAGCUGCUCAGCCAUGGGAGCUCCGGGUGGCAAGAUCAACCGGCCGCGGACGGAGCUGAAGAAGAAGCUGUUCAAGCGCCGGCGGGUGCUGAGUCGGGAGCGGCGCCUGAAGCACCGGGUGGUCGGGGCCGUGAUAGACGCGGGGCUGACCACGCGGCACCACCUCAAGAAGCGGGCGUCCAGUGCCCGUGCCAACAUUACUCUGUCUGGGAAGAAGCGCAGGAAACUCCUCCAGCAGAUCCGGCUUGCGGAGAAAGAGAAGUCAGCCAUGGAAGUGGAAGCCCCUGCAAAGCCAGCCAGGACUAGUGGACCACAGCCCAAACCAAAAAAGAAGACGAAGCCCCCCCAGGAUGUAGAGAUGGAGGACCUUGAACAUGGGAGCUAAAACUACCCACCUUAGCCCUUUCAUCACAAGAUUCUCACCCGGAGCUGCGGACUCAGGGCCUGUUCCCAAAGACUUUGGAUGAGACAUUUGGAUGAAACAUUGCACCCACUCUCCCCAGACUCCUCUUCCAUAAUGGCCUAGUGACCUGCCUGGGAGAUGUGUUGAGAGGCAGAGUGGAAAAGAAGGACCUGAGAGGCGGCUCCUUAGCAGUCAGCGCCAUUUGCAGUGAAGCCCAUAGUCCUGGUUG
This is a messenger RNA of Pipistrellus kuhlii (Kuhl's pipistrelle), 736 nucleotides long. RefSeq names its product chromosome unknown C11orf98 homolog (gene CUNH11orf98). The coding region runs from base 61 to 489 and encodes 142 amino acids. The record is from RefSeq and is a predicted model, not a curated record. Lineage: Eukaryota; Metazoa; Chordata; Mammalia; Chiroptera; Vespertilionidae. The transcript is spliced from 4 exons.